Hibiscus syriacus is the source of this 2050-nucleotide messenger RNA. Its product is annotated as probable LRR receptor-like serine/threonine-protein kinase RKF3. Bases 86 to 1948 code for a protein of 620 amino acids. The transcript has a single exon. Gene Ontology annotation, biological process: protein phosphorylation. The record is from RefSeq and is a predicted model, not a curated record. Lineage: Eukaryota; Viridiplantae; Streptophyta; Magnoliopsida; Malvales; Malvaceae. Gene Ontology annotation, molecular function: ATP binding; protein kinase activity.
UCUCUUCUUCUCUUCCUAUCUAUCCAUUUUCAUUUCUAAAUCAAUGAAUUUCUAGCUAUAGCAAAAGUUUCCCUUUCCUCAUCCAAUGUCCCUUUUGUUGUUCUUCUUCAUCUUCUUCGUCUCAACUUUCUUCCCACUAUGCAUCGCUCAGUCAUGUCCUUUGAACUUCACUAUCCUAAACCCUCUCCUCCCCAACCCCAGGCCCCGCCUCAACACCUCCAUGGAGUGCCACUACGUCCGCCAGGGCCUACGCCUCGUCCUCUCCGACUACCUUAGACGCACCUCUUCCUUCUUCCCUCCCUUGGACACCGCCGAGUCCUGCUGGCAAGCGUACCAAACCCUCAACCCGAACUUCGACAUGCGUUCCUCUUGCGGUUUCCAGACCGCUUGGAUCUCCCAAGGUUGUUUGAACUUAACCACCAAAUCCAGCUUCGAAGCUCUGAUCCCCAACGCCACCUUAUCCGACGUCGUCUUGAAUUGUAACCAGUCGUUGCGGGGUUCGGCUUGUGCUUCCUGUACUCGAAGCUUGGCCAAUGUACAAGCUAACUUGGCCGACAAUUCGACCGCGAACGUGUCGGACUGCACGGCCUACCCGACUAUUUACGCCGCUGCUUUUGCUAAUUUCCCCGGACCAACGGAUGAAGACAGUGCCUCCUGUUUGUUCUCGGUCGGGCCCGGCAACAACAGUAAUCAUAGGACUAACCGAAUAGGUUUGAUUUUGGGUGUUUUGAUUGGUGUAGGCGUUGGUUUAGCUGCUUUGAUUGGUGGGUCUUGGUUUGCAUAUAGAAAACACCAGGCUUCCAAGAGAAAGAAAGGAAGAGACAGAAUCAGGAGCCUCGAGAUGGGUAGCUUGGGUGGCUCUGGAUUGGGUUCAAUCAGUGAAAGUACCAACUUGAUCCACUUUUCCUUCGAUGAAAUCAAAGAAGCUACUAAGAAUUUCUCGAGAGACAACAUCGUUGGAAGAGGAGGCUAUGGUAAUGUCUACAAAGGUUACUUGUCCGAUGGCUCCGAGGUUGCCUUAAAAAGGUUCAAGAACUGUUCCGCUGCCGGCGAUGCCAAUUUCACGCAUGAAGUCGAGGUAAUCGCCAGUGUUCGGCAUGUCAACCUCGUUGCUUUGAGAGGAUAUUGUACGGCCACCACCACGUUAGAGGGUCACCAGAGGAUAAUCGUUUGUGAUUUAAUGAAGAACGGGAGCUUGUAUGAUCAUCUGUUUGGUUCCAUGGAAAAGAAACUCAGUUGGCCUGUUCGACUCAAGAUUGCACUCGGUACAGCUAGGGGACUGGCUUAUUUGCAUUACGGAGCACAGCCUUCAAUCAUUCAUAGGGAUAUCAAAGCGAGUAAUAUACUUUUGGAUGACAAAUUCGAGGCGAAGGUAGCCGAUUUCGGACUCGCAAAGUUCACACCGGAGGGGAUGACUCAUUUGAGCACCAGGGUAGCUGGAACGAUGGGAUAUGUUGCCCCUGAGUAUGCAUUGUAUGGUCAAUUGACAGAGAGAAGCGAUGUGUACAGCUUUGGUGUAGUGCUUCUUGAGCUGUUGAGUGGAAAGAAGGCGCUCGUAACGGAUGAUGAUAACCAGCCUUCUUUGCUGGCUGAUUGGGCAUGGUCAUUGGUGAAGGCCGAGAGAGCUUUGGAUGUUAUCGAAGACGGCAUGCCAGAGUUGGGGCCGCCGGAGGUUCUUGAGAAAUACGUGUUGGUCGCGGUCCUUUGCUCGCACCCCGAGUUACAAUGCCGGCCGACGAUGGACCAGGUCGUGAAAAUGUUGGAAACAGACACUUCAGUUCCAAUGAUCCCCGAGCGGCCAAUCCCUCUAGUGGCUCAUAUCGACGACAUCGAGAGAUCAGUAAGCAGUAAAGGCUCGGGUCAAUUCUCGGGUUCAGGCUAUCAGAUGUUUGCUUACGAAAGUAGUCAUCAUUCAGGCCGUAAGGAGGAAGGGCCAAGUUCAAGCUAGAUUCAUUUGAAUUCAAUAUGGGCCACAGAAUUGCAUCCCACAUUUGUAAAGAAGAUCAAAUUGAUUUGUUCAACAAAUAAUGCUUCAUUGUUUUCUUUUUCU